Oryzias latipes (Japanese medaka) is the source of this 2807-nucleotide messenger RNA. It is a transcript of the gene notum2, whose product is annotated as notum pectinacetylesterase 2. NCBI's taxonomy places the organism in Eukaryota, Metazoa, Chordata, Actinopteri, Beloniformes, Adrianichthyidae. Gene Ontology annotation, biological process: protein depalmitoleylation; negative regulation of canonical Wnt signaling pathway. The record is from RefSeq and is a predicted model, not a curated record. Gene Ontology annotation, molecular function: palmitoleyl hydrolase activity.
AGGAGGAUAGUGGGAGGGGAAAGAAGGGAGAGGAUCAUUCCUGAGCCAUGGUGAGCCGGUGAGGUGGUUGGUGGUGCGUGUGUGCAGGAGACUCACGUUGGCCACCAGUACCUCCCUUUGCUUAAAUCAGGACCUGGCAGGAGCUGAAGGGGAGAAUGGCUGGAAAUCUGAUCCAAACAGUGGUACUAUAAAACUUCUUGCUAAAAUUGAGGCUUCAUGAGAUCCUUGUCAAGACUUCAUCACAGCUCAGCACCGGCAUCCUUUUUCCACACCUGCUCUGUCUGUCCUGGACCUUUUUGCAGCAACAACAGACCUCAGCGGCAAAAUUCAAAGCUUUUUCAUCUUGAAAAGAUAUGAAGAUAUCGGGCUGCGUUACUCUCUUACUUUUACUCGGGGAAGUAUGGGGUCAGAGCAACCGUAAUGCUAAAUCGAGUGGCAAGUCUGUGAAGAAGGUUGGUGCAAACCUUGGAGGUGAUGCUGCCCAGCCUCCACCCGGGGCUGGGGUCACUGCUGGAAGCAGCAGGAGCAGUGGAGGGUCAGCUGAAUCUGAACAGGAGGGUGCUGCAGCAGCUCCUCGUGCAGCUGCACCGCAGACGGACGACAUGAGGCUUCACUUCCUCAGGAACACCCAAGUUACAUGCAAUGAUGGAACAGCAGCUGGCUUUUACCUGAAGGAGUCCAGAGGAAACCGCAGGUGGAUUUUAUUUCUGGAGGGUGGCUGGUGCUGCUACAGCAAAGAGAGCUGUGAUGCAAGAUACCAAACUGUCCCUCGACUAAUGAGCUCAACGGUGUGGCCCCAAAUCAAAACAGGAACUGGAAUUCUGUCUUCCCGAGCAGAGGAAAAUCCACACUGGUACAAUGCUAACCGUGUAUUCAUCCCGUACUGCUCCAGUGAUGUCUGGACCGGCACCGGUCCCGCUCCGACCCCUCCUACAAGACAACGACAAGGACGAGACAAAAUCAAAGAGAGAAACACAAACACGACUGAGUAUUCCUUCAUGGGCUCUCUGAUCAUUCGCGAGGUCAUCAAAGAUCUCAUACCCAAAGGAAUCAAAAUGGCCAAGGUCAUCAUGCUGGCUGGCACCAGUGCCGGAGGAACCGGUGUGCUGCUAAACAUUGAGCGGGUCGCCAGCCAGCUGGCACAACUUGGUACGGAUGCUCAGGUCCGAGGUCUGGUAGAUUCUGGCUGGUUUCUAGAGAGUAAAAAGGAAAGACCAACCAACUGCCCUGAGACUGUUUCCUGCUCUCCUGAAGAUGCUAUCAAGAACGGGCUCAGAUUGUGGAAUGGGGCUGUGCCAGAACAAUGUCAGCAGCUCUAUCAGAAGGGGGAGGAGUGGCAGUGCUUCUUUGGUCACAGACUGUAUUCAACCUUGACCUCGCCUCUGUUCGUGGUGCAGUGGCUGUUUGAUGAGGAGCAGCUGCGGGUGGAAAACAUCUACAUGGGUGCACAAAGCCUCUCUGAUGAGCAGUGGCAGUACAUUCAGAACCUGGGUUUGGAGCUCAAAAACUCCCUCAGAGGUGUCACGGCUGUUUUUGCUCCGUCCUGCCUUUCCCACACUGUCAUCACCAAAAGUGAAUGGAUGAGUUUUCAAGUCAAAGGCACCACUUUGCCCCGUGCCCUGCACUGCUGGGACAGGAGUCUGGAGGCAACACGCAACAACAGAAGCCCUGCCAAAGGCUGCCCUUUCCACCUGGUGGACACCUGCCAGUGGCCUCAGUGCAACCCCACCUGCCCAGCCUUGGUGGACCAGGCCACCCAGCAGGAGGCCACUCUGCUCCAGAUGCUGGUUGCCAUGGGUCUUGACCUGCAGAAGCUGGGCUUGGAUCCCCAGGGAGAUGCAGACUCUCUGGCCAGCAUGGUCAGCAAUGGUGGCUAAGCAGAGCGACUGAAGUGAAGCAUCAGAAAUGUGAAUGGAUGAAAAUAAGAUGUGAUGCAAUUUCAGUGUAACCAUGGACAUUCAACAGAAGUCUGGUUACUACAUUUUGUGCCGCUCAGCAUUCCAUUAUGCUCCACAUGUUAGCUCCAUCUGUGACCACAUCAGGCUGGAGGGAGUGUGGCUCUGGGGGUUUGUGUCGUUGAAAUGGGCCCCAAGUGAAUGUCAGAGGAAAGCAGGGGCAAAGCUGCUUAGCCUGAAGAUCUUCCAGCUUUUAAGAUUGGCCUGAAACAACCUACAAGAAGCUCUUAAUCCAGAUGACUCCACUUUAUAAAACUAAAGCAUGUCAGUAGAAUUUUAAGGCAACAGAUGUCCUCAACAGAUGUCCUGACAUUUCAUUCAUUUGCUCUGUCAAAUAGGAACCGGAUCCAUCAUUUAGCAAACUAGAAAAACAGGCAAAAAACAAUAUCCAACGAUUCUAACCACUUUAUCAAAGACUUCUUUGUUUGUGAGACAUUUUUCAUAUUUAGCUCCUAAUUUUGUGCCAAGUAUAUAUGCUAGUUGACAGCUUUAAUCAUAUUUUUUAUGCAUGCAAAACUAAAAGAAUUUGGUUGAUGUAUCAUUUGGUCUUAGGUCUAUUUCAGGCCUACCUUAUUUAAUUUUAUAGUCCAUAAUAUAUUGGAAAUAAAAUACAGCUGGAGAAACUGGCUUUUGAAUGGAAAACACUCACUUUUAUGAACUCCUUCUACUGGAAAGUGAAGGAAAAACCGGCAGUUUAUUUUACUUUUCUCUUCAUUUCCAAACACAGGUUUUCCUGCUGAAUCUAUGCUGGAACACUUUGCAUUUACAGAUGUAUGUUACAUUAUUUUAUUGAGCAUUUGGAGUGCUGAACUCAUGUAAGUGUAAAUACAUAAAAUAAAAAAUGUAAACUAU